AUGGUUCAUUUUAUUUACAGUUACUACAUGUGUGAUCACAGCAUUGGUGGUCAUUGUUGUCAUUCGCAUAAAGCCGAUAAUUCCCCAUCGUUUAGCUUGUACUGGUUUAUUGAUACGAAUAAUGUAGAAUGUUUGAAUGAAUCUGUUUCUGGAAGUGGUAAACUUGUUUUCAAGCCUUAUGAGGAUCGUAAAGAUUCAACUGUUUAUGUUGAAAGUGAUGUUGAUCAGGAAUUGUUAUUUAAUAUACCGUUUACUGGAAAUAUAAAACUAAUGAGUAUUAUUAUUUCUGGUGCUGAUACCGAACAACAUCCAAGUCAAGUGUCGUUGUACAAAAAUAAACCUUUCAUGACAUUUGAAGAUUUAAGUGCUGAAUGUGAACAAUCACUCGAAUUAACUGUUGAUCCAAAUGGUGAAGUGAUAUAUCCAUUGAAAAUUUCACGAUUUUCUAAUGUGCAAACACUGAGUUUACAUUUCAGUGCUAAUUACGGGGGUGAUACAACACGGAUUCACUACAUUGGCUUGCGGGGAGAUUAUACACCAGCACCGAGACGAGAAGCUGUUAUUACAAAUUACGAAGUAACUCCAAAUGUUUCCGAUUUAAAAGACAAUAUAUUACAAACCCAGAGUCGUUUUGUUGAAUAA
Messenger RNA from Schistosoma bovis, 642 nucleotides. NCBI's taxonomy places the organism in Eukaryota, Metazoa, Platyhelminthes, Trematoda, Strigeidida, Schistosomatidae. The record is from the annotation of a GenBank genome assembly.